Messenger RNA from Perca fluviatilis (European perch), 263 nucleotides. Its product is annotated as tetraspanin-33-like. Gene Ontology annotation, cellular component: membrane. NCBI's taxonomy places the organism in Eukaryota, Metazoa, Chordata, Actinopteri, Perciformes, Percidae. The record is from RefSeq and is a predicted model, not a curated record.
GUCCUGAUGAUCGGCCUGGCCGCCGCCCAGAUCUCCUGGAUCAACAAAGUCCAGCGACUGAAGAACGAAAACGCCCCCAAGAGCCGAAAGUCGCAGAGAAAGGACAGCUACUGGUACCCUGCUUUCAAAGACUUCGACGACGACGAAAACUACUUGUGAGGGGGUCUGUGUCCCCCUAGGGGUACUCUGGAGGACUGCAGUGGGUCUGUGUCCCCCUAGGGGUACUCUGGAGGACUGCAGGUGGUACGUGUCCCCCUAGGGGU